AUGCAAUCAAUUGGUUUAAUGUAUUAUAUGUACAUUUGCCAGCCAAAGUUUAUAUACAUGUCAAUUCUGGACGCCUUCUGCCUGUUUAAGUGGAUAAUAAGCAUGUUACCAAAGCUUGUGGGACACAAAGGCUCUAACUGUUGGGUAUUAUACUCCCGCAUAUUUACAAUUAAGGCGUUUAUAGUUUUUUUCUGGGUAUUGCCUGUGAAACCUCAUUCGAAAGGAGUUCUUUUAAAAUCACGAGGUGGUCGUUCUCUUGAGAUUAUGUUACUGUUGUUUAUCACACCAACUGUGUAUACAAUUUUGGCAUUUAGUACUGGAAUUCAUCUCUACGGUGGAGUUAAUAUGGUUUCAUCAGAACGUCUCAUACAUUGUGAUUUGAUUAUUCACGUAAUCUUUGAUUAUUUGGAUAUCAUUGAUAUUUUCCACAAGUUCUCAAUUGACUACAAUUCACUUAUUAACACGUUCAAUUUUUACAAAAUCUUCUGUUCAGUUUUUCUCGUCACUCCAAUCUUUCUACAUAGUUACACAUUUCCUCAUUUUUCAACCACCACCACCCAUAACACAGAUAACACUAUUGAUACUGUCAAUAAUAAUAGUGUUAGUAGUAAUGUGAAUAAUAGCGGAAGAGUGAUGAAAAGAGAUGAGAUAUACUUUUGUAGAAAGUUUGCUGGAAUUGUUGGUAUUUUUUUUGUAGAUUUACCAUUUCUGUUUAUAAGAAUUUAUACAUGGCAAUCAACCGUACACUAUUCAGCGUUUGCGCCGUUUAUGUUGAAGAAUUUGUGUUUUUUACUAUUACAAAUUUCGAGAAUAAGACAUAACUUGUCUGGAGUUGACUCGUCCCAAUCUUCGAAUAAACAUAAAAUCACUGCACAAACUGAUUCAACCUAUACCAACAAAAAAAAAUAUAAUAGAAAUGAGAUAAAGUUGAUAAAAAUGAAUGAGAUGAUUUUGAAGAUAAUAUUGAUGAUAAAUGUGGAUGUGAAAUGUGAGUUCGUUACGGUGACUGGUCCACGGCCAACCACUAACCCCCAAAAGGGACUUAGCUAUACAAAGGAGAAUUUGGUAUAUGGUAUGGAGUUGUUGGAUUACACAAACUUGGAACGCAUAUUCAUAUCGUCUGAUUAUCGUAUUUUCCUGUUUUGCUUCCACUUGAUAGUAUUAACUUCAUUGUUGUUUUUGUUCAUUUGGUCAAUUCUUGGCCCAAUCUCCGAUGCACUUUUUAUCGCUAUUUUCACCUUCACAAGGCUUACAGCAUUCGUGUUCUCAUUAAUUGUCAUGUGCAACUAUGUUGACUCACUUCGUUUAUUGGAGUUUAUCUCAUCGAAAUGGCCUGGAGAAUCCAUUCACUAUAUUUUUAUAUUGUUCUCCUUUAAACCGGUAAUGCAACGUGGCGGGUGGUUUCCUCUAUCGCCUUCCUUCUAUUUAUUUAUUUAUUCCCUCAAAGGAGACUUACUUAUAUCUCUUAUCUAA
This is a messenger RNA of Theileria annulata, 1473 nucleotides long. RefSeq lists its product as uncharacterized. The transcript is spliced from 5 exons. The record is from RefSeq and is a predicted model, not a curated record. NCBI's taxonomy places the organism in Eukaryota, Apicomplexa, Aconoidasida, Piroplasmida, Theileriidae. Bases 1 to 1473 code for a protein of 490 amino acids.